Molecule: messenger RNA, 7896 nt
Organism: Acanthopagrus latus (yellowfin seabream)
Lineage: Eukaryota; Metazoa; Chordata; Actinopteri; Spariformes; Sparidae
Gene: tgfb2
Product: transforming growth factor, beta 2
Exons: 7
Coding region: 1087-2334 (415 amino acids)
Biological process (GO): regulation of cell population proliferation; SMAD protein signal transduction; transforming growth factor beta receptor signaling pathway
Cellular component (GO): extracellular region
Molecular function (GO): type III transforming growth factor beta receptor binding; cytokine activity; type II transforming growth factor beta receptor binding
Source: RefSeq, a predicted model, not a curated record
UGGGCACAGUGAGCACUCCUAUUCACAAUAAAUCGUCAAGUAACUUCAAAUUGAAGGGGUCCCCUUCUCCGACACUGAUGACCACAACCUCGGUUUGACGCGGCGGAGGGGGGAGCGCGCUGUAACUUUAGUCCCUUCUAAAUCUCGCGGCCGCUGCUGUCAGCUUGGCACGCGUAAAAGACGAGCCAUUCCCCCAACUAGAUGGGGUGAGGGAAGACGUGUGAAAGUGACCUGCAGUCGCACCGAAGGCCAACUCCGCUCUUUAUUGUCCUACCGGGCUACUUUGAAGGAAGACGUCUCAUCGAGAAAUCACGACUUUGGACAGAUUUCUGAUUUCGCUUGAAGGCGUCAGACUCAACUUCGCAAACGUAUCCGCACCUUGGACGCCAGUACCGGGUUUGAUUUUUGUUAUUUAUUUAUUUUUUUUCAAAUAAGUUUUUUUUUUUUUAAUCUGUCUGGAGGAUAAGAAAGCAAUGAAUAUCGACGCGCUGAAGUUUGACUCCUAGAAACUUUGGGGCCGGUCUGAGGUGCGGCUGGAGAGCAGCGAGCCGAGCGCUCUGAUGCGGUGGAGGUGUGCUCAGUCCCGCAGGCUACACGGCUGAUCGUCCCGCUGACUGCAGCCCCUCCGCUCCUUAGAACCCUUUUUUUUUUUUUUUUUUUUUAAAAACUCAGCCAUGUAUUUCAGAUGCGUCUGAUCUCCGAAGGGCCACCUCUGGCAACACUCAGCCGCACCUUUACGCACUCUCUGUGCGCUCACUGUCAGCCGGCAGUAGAUCCGCGCGAUCCCUUCCCAUCGAAUAACGGCUCUCUUUUGUUUCACGACAGUUGAAUGGAUUUUCAGGAACACUUUACUGACAGCGGGGAAGUUGAACCGUACGAUCUUGAAAUAACUGUUCGGGGCCACCUGGCUCGUAUGCGUAAAUACUCUCGACUUUGAUUCUUGUCCAAGAAAUGCGUCUGCCUGGCGAUAUUUAAACCGCCUUUUUUUCCUGAAUCUAUAUUAUUAUUAUUAUUAUUAUUAUUAUUAUUAUUAUUAUUAUUAUUAUUAUUAUUAUUAUUUGAGAUUUGUAGACGCUGGAGCAGAAGAUGAACCUGUGUAUCGUCAGUCUACUCCUCACGUUGGAUUUAGCCACCGUGGCGCUCAGUUUGUCCACAUGCAGCACGCUGGACAUGGAUCAGUUCAUGAAGAAGCGCAUAGAGGCCAUCCGAGGACAGAUCCUGAGUAAACUGAAGCUCACCAGCCCCCCGGAGGACUUCCCCGAGCCCGAGGACGUGUCCCGGGACAUUGUUGCCAUUUACAACAGCACCCGGGACCUGCUGCAGGAGAAGGCAAACGAGCGGGCGGCGACGUGCGAGCGGCAGCGGAGCGAGGAGGAGUAUUACGCCAAAGAGGUGCACAAGAUCGAUAUGCAGCCCUUCUACCCGUCAGAGAAUGUCAUCUCUCCUACACACUUCAAUCCUUACUUCAGGCGACUGACAUUUGAUGUGUCCUCUAUGGAGAAGAAUGCCUCCAACCUGGUGAAGGCCGAGCUCAGGAUCUUCCGUCUUCAAAACACCGGGGCCCGAGUAUCUGAGCAGCGCAUCGAGCUAUACCAGGUUCUAGGACACAAAGACCUGAUGUCCCCAACGCAGCGGUAUAUUGACAGCAAGGUGGUACGAACACAAACGGAGGGAGAGUGGUUGUCAUUUGAUGUGACAGAGGCAGUAAGUGAGUGGCUGAAUCACAGAGACAGAAACAGUGGAUUCAAGAUCAGCCUGCACUGCCCGUGCUGCACAUUCGUACCAUCAAAUAACUACAUUAUUCCCAACAAGAGUGAGGAGCUGGAGGCACGGUUUGCAGGUAUUGAUGACAGUUUCAUCCAUGGCGGGGACCUAAAGGUAUUCAGGAGGCGGCGGCAUAGUGCCCGAGCUCCACACCUUCUCCUCAUGCUGCUGCCCUCAUACCGGUUGGAAUCCCAGAGCCAGUCCCAGUACAAGAACCAUCGGACUAAGAGAGCCCUGGACGCUGCCUACUGUUCCAGAAACGUUCAGGACAACUGCUGUUUACGGUCACUCUACAUCGAUUUUAAGAAGGACUUGGGCUGGAGGUGGAUCCACGAGCCAAAGGGGUACGAGGCCAACUUCUGCGCAGGGGCCUGUCCAUAUCUGUGGAGCGCCGACACCCAGCAUUCCAAGGUGUUGGGCCUGUAUAACACCAUCAACCCUGAAGCAUCAGCCUCACCUUGCUGCGUCUCCCAGGACCUGGAGCCCCUCACUAUCCUUUACUACAUCGGCAAGACCCCCAAAAUAGAGCAGCUCUCUAAUAUGAAGGUCAAGUCCUGCAAGUGCAGCUAGAACCCCUUAGAAGCCAGCACAAACACUCUCUCUCUACUUCCUUCACACACACACACACACACACACACACACACACACACACACACACACACACACACACAAUGGACUUGGGCAUACAUACAGUUAAACUUCAACUGUAAUUUUUAUUACAUGCACUAUUAUAAUCACAGCAUUGUUUCCACACAGCAUCGUUAGGAGAGGUGUGGUGGACAGUACAGGUAGAAAACUAAUGCUAGUUCAAUGCGUACACAACAUACAAGACCAGUGCCGUCAUGAUACCAGAAACUUGACUUUAAUACCAGUGCUAAUAACCAGAGGUAAAGUGUUGCAUCGCAGUGUCGGUUGACACAGAAUUCACAUCAACAAUUGCAUGAUGAACACAUGAUUCCAGGUCACAGUAUGCCUCUGCGUUGUGUAAUAGUUUACUCGGCAAAGCCAGUGUCAUCACACAGCAUUUUAUACUCGUCAAACCGUUUUCUCCAAGACAAGAGCCAGUGCAGUUAAUCUGUGCUGCACAUGUCUGGGUGACAUUGUUUUUACCUGACCAAACUAACCAAACUAAAGGCGGCAAGAAGAAUUGAUCAUUGUCCUUCAGCAAGUGAAAACAAUGAAAUAGUGUUUCCACAUAUGACAUUGGCACGUUUAUAGUCGGCUAUGUGCGCCAAAUGGUUUUAAGUUCAUGAAUGUAGGAUCCAGAUCAGGAUGUGAUGAAAUGGUUGAUCAAGUGCCUCAGAUGCAGUACUGGAAAUGGCCACUGGUUACUGCUUUAAAAAAAUAUUUUACUUCAUAGUUGUUGUUUUUUUAAAUGUAGGCCUCAACUGAUAAUUCUGACAGUAUAAAUUGGAAGCAGAUUCCAUGAAAAAUGAAUAAAUGUCAAAAAUAUAUUUAAGGUCAUUCAGAAAAGGCCCUGUUUUUAUAUUUUUACAUACAAGUUAUCUGUUUUUUGUUCUUUUUUGCUUUGCUUUAUUUACUUUGUUUCUUUCAACUGCAAAGUUUAAUAUGUUCCUGCGUCACAAUUCCUUAAUAAGGAAACAUUUUAAUGGAAAAAAAAAGGUUGUUUUGGAAACAUCCCUACUUGCUUCUGUUGCCUGCCUGUUGCAUUGCACCCAUCAUGGUGACUGAGGUCAAGUUUGAUUUAAAAAAAACAAAACAAAAAAAAAAACGAAUUCAUCUUUAGCAGUGGUAUCAAAGUCAUGCCAACGUUUUGAUGAUUGUGACCCCACUGCACAGGACACACACAUACUACACAUACAUCCAAGCACACACAGUAAACACAGACAUGGCUCUCGCACAGGGAUGCCCUCUAUAGUGUUUCCAAAGCCCUGUCAACAUGUAUCACCUCACACACUUGUCACAUUGAGACACAAAAGUAAGGCAAACACUGGAAGUAUAAGUGAUAAGUGUCUAUAUGUGAAAUAAGUCCUGAAAAUAACUCAAGCCCCGCCCCUGACACCACCUCACUGCCCUCUCCCCCGCCCAACCCCUCUCCAGUAUUCACAGUCACACCACACCACAUCCUCAUUUUGUGUUUGUCUUUGUUUGGGAUCCUUUUAAUUGUCUAAAUCUUUCCAUUAUUUUGCCAUGGAAGAUGCUCAUGGUUAUGUUUUAGCACCCUCCAAAUUUCAACCUAGGUAGAAUGGUGGACAGUAUCAACCUUGCACUGAUGAUAUUUAACAUCUACUCCAUUUUAUUGCCUACAAAUCUUGUAAAUUAAGUCAUUUGAAUACUCGCCUGAAGAACAUCACAUUGGGGCAUGUAAAAGGAGAAUUCUGGUCUUAUUUUGUAAGUCUUUUAACAAAACAUUGGAAAGCAGUACAAACCUGAAAGAGCUCCUACUUUAGAAUCAGAGCCCGGCUGAUAAAUGUUCUGACUCCAUUAUUAACCACACACUCUGACUCAGCAGGACCAGCAGCGCAUGUAGCACAUCACAGCUGAGAAGAUGGCAAUACAGAUAGAGUGACAUGAUGUCUUCACUGUAAGUUGCUAACUGGUUUGUCAGUGAAACACAUGCUGAAAGUUCAUAAACAAUAGCUCCUUUUCAAUAUCAGUAAGACAGCGGUAAUCCUGUCCCUGAUAACAGUCGUGUCAGGCUUACAGGACAUCUCAGGGCUGCGAAGUUUAACCAAAAGCUACAUUUAGAGUUAUAUCAUUUAGACUAUCACUAUUAUCAUCUGGACUUAAACAUCAGUAUUAAUGUAAUGGCUGCAGCCUGCGGGAAGGCGUUGCUGGACGGUCCAGCCGCGCCUUGAAGGUCCAACGCCCACAUUCCCAUUUUAGGAUCCGUGUGCACAGAGUCCAACUUUCCUGCUGAGUUUUUUCUUCAAGCUCUCUCCUGUUUUGUCCAAGUCUCUGUGUAUCUGUUUGUGUUUCUGUCCUGUGGUCUCUGUAUGCGUAUGGAGUGUGGUAGUAGUACGGAGCUACCGAGCUCCGGGGCGCCAAGCACGGAGCAUUAGCCCCAGUUAGCACAACAAUAGAACAGCAGUCUUUUCUCGUGACGUUCUGAGCCGGGGCUGCAGCAGCGCUCCGGUCUGCUCCCCGAGCUCUGGACCACCAGAGCACUGAACACGCAUACAGAGACCGGACAAUACAGGAGAGUGCUUGGAGAACAGUCAGCGAGGAAGUUGCACUACCUGCUAAUUUAGGAAAAUGUGUGUCUGUUACUUGGUUAACGCGGUCUGUUGUACUUUACUAUGAACCACAGUAGCACAACCACAGCUUUCCCCGCAUACUGGCUUGUUGAGAUAACUCGCUUCGACUCAAAGGAGUCAUUGUAGGAAUAGUGAUGUUCACAUGAACUGAGUUCAUAGUGGAGACAGUGAGUGUAAUAAUUGCAUUCAUGUGUCCUUUAUUUCCAUAACUGUCUCAUACAGAAUCAUACAAAAUGUGGUAGUAACAUAUUGCAUCUUUUGAUAUAGCCUACAUUGGCUUUAGGUUAUGAACAAGAUUUGUAAACCAUAUUCACAGUAUAUAUAUAUAUAUAUAUAUAUAUAUAUAUAUAUAUAUAUAUAUAUAUAUAUAUAUAUAUAUAUAUAUAUUUAUUGCAGGUGUCCUAAAUGCAGCAAGUUUCGUAGAAGUCCGAAAUCCCCGCUAAAAAGAUGUUCAUACACAUAAACUUAAUUACAAUUUGAAUGUUGCCAUCAUUCAGUCUCCUCCACUGUUUCCUGUCUCAAAAACAAACUACUGUCCUGUAAAUCCCUGUAGCUCAUAGUAUCAAGCUAUGCUUGAAGCUCAUGCUUGUGAAUUCAGUCUCCAAAUCCAAUCUGGCACUCUCUCUGUUCACCAGCCUUUGUAACGUUGACUUACUCCUGCUUGGAGUGACACAUCAUAUUAAUCCAGAUAGAUAACAUGAUUCAUAUCAAAAUGAGGUGUUUGACUACUGUUUGACCUUCCGCUCCUUUUGAAAGAUGUCAGGGCAUUUUUCAGCUCACAAUAUUUUUUUAAUUGGUUGUAAGUCUGUCCUGCUAAAGUUUGUUUUCUCCUCCGAGAUGUGUUGGCAUGACCCGCCCUACUCUGCCUCUGACUGGUCGGCUCUCUUUGCCUUUUGUUGGGUUGGUUGGAUUGGUUGGAUUUGAGGACUGAUGAUUAUGAUUAGGGUUAACAUCAGGGUAAGAUAAAUACCUUAAGCAGUAAGUGUAAGUAGAUGGGAAACAAUAAAAAAUGGGCAAUUCUCACAUUGUGACAUGGGAAGAUUACCCUCCGGCUGUGUGAAGAUGCUCAACUGCAUGAGUCUUGCUGUCGUGUUGAUAGUCAAUAACAAAUCAUUGAAAAACAGUAAGUUCAUUGAAAUAACGGUUCAGAAGUGGAACAAAGCUGCAGCAUGAGUCUUACAGCCAACUUGUUAGAGAAUCAAUGGGUCAGAAGAGAACAGUGGAAAGUAACUAAGUACAUUUACUCCACCACUGUACUUUAAGCACAGUGUGCAGGUACUUCUACAUUACUUGAGUAUUUCAAUGGUAUCUUCUGCCACUUUUUCCUCCCCACUCCACUUCACAGGGAAAUAUUGUACUUUUUACUCCACUGCAUGUAUUAUUCAGCUACAUCUGCUGGUUACUUUCAGAUCUAAAUUUUGUACAUACAGUAUAUGAUAAGUUAAAGUUAACUCAGUAUACCAGCUGCCAUUGCUCUCUUAAAAAGGUGUUGGUUUCAAAACUCCCAUAUCAGUCGGGCUCUAAUAACAUGGUUCUUAAAAAUGCAACCUUGGAACAUAAAGUUGCUCAACAGUAUUCACUCUGCAUGUCUGAAUAAGGACAGUAUAUUAAAAACAUAGUGUCAUUGUUGAUUUAACAGUUCUGUUUUAAGCAGUUUUAAAUACAAUUUCUCAAAUAUUUCUCAGUCGCUCAACAGAAGGCCAGUUGUGCUCAGACAGAGUAAAACUGCUCAGACAUGUUUUUAGACUCAAUAAAGUUGUAAGGAUGGCAUUAGCAGGCAUGUGGGGGUGAUUUAAUGUAUGAAGGACUGGCCAACAUUUAUUGUUGAACUUUUUUCAGAUCAAGGUAUAGACAGCUAGUAUAGACUAGCAAGGUGACAGAAACUCUUUAUAUUAGAAUAUUAAUUAAAAUAUUGAUACAAAAACCCAGAAACAUCAUUGGAAAAAAAACUGCUUUACAGAAGCUGGAGAAACUAAGAGCUAGAACAUGCAAACUCUACACAGAAAGGCCCCAGCUGGCUAGUAGCUUCAAACCCACGAAGCAAGUAACAAGCAAUGCUGCUGUAACCAAAAGAUAACCGCGGACUAUGAGCCAAUCUAGACGUGACUGUCCCUCCUGUCCCAUUUAGCAUAACCUGGUUGUGCUUCGCAGUGAUUGAUGUUGAUGUUUCCACAGUGAUGACAUUUCAUAUGCUUAAGAAUUACAGUGAUGUCAUCUCCAGCACUCAGCACCGCUACAAAUUCAGUCCACACUAGCGCUGAGACUUUGGGUUCAGGGAAAGGAGAUGCUGUCUUUAGGAAUGUGAUGAUGGAGCAGUGUUUGGAGAAACUCUGCUGGCGAUUAGUCUGCUGAAAGUUUAUAGUAGGUAUUAAUGAACAGUAGAUAUGGCUUUCAAAAAAUGCUUGUAGAGCCAAAUGUAUCACGAAAAUAUAUCCAACCUUGAACAGAGACCUGUAGCCCAGCUGUAGUGUUAUGUAGUGUCAUCAGUGUGUAUCUUCCUGCCAUCAGAAUCUUUGAUUCUACCACAAACUUUAAAUGCUGUCUGUGAGUCAUUAUCUAUUUGUGUGUUUAUUCAAACAAAUUGCACUGAUGCCGUUUUCAUUUUACUAUUUUCAAAUUACCCGGUUUUCUUGGUUAGUCGAAGUUCCUCCCUUAUUAUAUGAAUGUUGAUGUAGGUGACCUGACCCCAGCCCCCUUCAGGUGUUUAGUGCCAGUGGACUUACUGAAAAGCAGGAACAAAUAGAGCUAGGCACCAAGUUUAUCACGAUAGAGCUGUUAUUUUUUAUGUGUAUUUUGUUGUUGUUUUGAUGAUGAUGAUGAUGAUGAUGAUGAUGAUGUUAUUGUGACCCGCUGUGCUGUAUUGUAACACAGUAUUGUUGUGGUGCUCUAGUGGUAAAUAAAUUAUUUAAGUCUC